AUGCCAGAGAAGGUAUCUCCUGCAGCUUGUGGAGAGGAUCAUGCUGAAGCAGAUAUCCACGCUGCAGCCCAUAGAGGACACCCUACUGGAGCAGGUGGAGGUGCCCUGAAGGAAGAUGCAGCUGGCAGAGAGCUCACGCUGAAGCAGGAUCCUGGCAGGAGCUGCAGCUCACAGGGGACCCAGACCUAUGGUCCAGGAAUUGAAUUAAUCUGUCAAAAACAAAAAGAGUUUGUGAAGAGCUCUGUAGAAUCCAAAUGGAAUCUAGCAGAAGCCCAGCAGAAACUUGGUAGUUUAGCACUGCAUAAUUCAGAAUCCAUGGAUCAGGAAUGUGCCAAAGCACAGACUGAAGCUUCAGAACUGAGACAGAGAGAGGAAGAGUGGAGAAGAAAAGAAGCAGCGUUAAUAGAGAGGGAAAGACAGAAUCUAUGGAAUACAGAUCCUUUUAGUAAGGAGGUAUUUAAUAAGAGUUUUAUUAGUCAAUAUAAAAGAAAAGAAGUAGAAGAUGAAGAUAUAUCUAAAUCAUUUACACAGAAGCAUGAACAAAAGAUUAGAUACUUUGGUAUGCUGAGCAGAUGGGAUGACAGUCAAAGAUUUUUGUCUGACCACCCGUAUCUUGUAUGUGAAGAAACAGCUAAAUUUCUCAUCUUAUGGUGUUUUCAUCUAGAAGCCGAACAGAAAAGAGCCCUGAUGGAACAAAUAGCACACCAAGCAGUUGUGAUGCAGUUUAUUAUAGAAAUGGCCAGAAGUUGUAAUGUGGAUCCAAGAGGCUGUUUUCGUCUAUUUUUCCAAAAAGCCAAA
Messenger RNA from Mesitornis unicolor (brown roatelo), 798 nucleotides. RefSeq names its product hsp90 co-chaperone Cdc37-like 1. The transcript has 5 exons. Gene Ontology annotation, molecular function: protein-folding chaperone binding; heat shock protein binding. Gene Ontology annotation, cellular component: cytoplasm. The annotation marks the transcript as partial. Gene Ontology annotation, biological process: protein stabilization; protein folding. The record is from RefSeq and is a predicted model, not a curated record. Lineage: Eukaryota; Metazoa; Chordata; Aves; Mesitornithiformes; Mesitornithidae.